Molecule: messenger RNA, 480 nt
Organism: Saprolegnia parasitica CBS 223.65
Lineage: Eukaryota; Oomycota; Saprolegniomycetes; Saprolegniales; Saprolegniaceae
Exons: 1
Coding region: 26-331 (101 amino acids)
Biological process (GO): mitochondrial electron transport, ubiquinol to cytochrome c
Source: RefSeq, a predicted model, not a curated record
UUUUCGUUUUGGACUGUACUGACUGAUGUUUGCCCAACGCUUCCUCCGCACGGCCGGCGCCCGCGCCUUCUCGUCGGCGCCCAAGCCCACGUCGAUCAACGGCAAGGGCUCGCUCGACGCCAUCUACGCGGCCUUCAUGAAGAACAACAUCACGUACGUCUCGACGAUCGUCGUCGCGGCGGUCCUCUUUGAGGGCGUGUACGGCUCGACCACGUCGGCGCUCUGGGAGUCGAUGAACCGCGGCCGCCUGUACCACCACAUUGACUGGAGCCAGUUCAAGUCGGACCUCGACGACGAAGAGGAAGCGGAGGACGACGAGGACGACGAGUAAACGCCCGCACCACACAUGUACCAUCCGCCGGUAUGUUUAUGGAAUAGAAAAAGGGUUAUUGUGUAUCCUCUCCGUGCCACCUUGCCUGCCUCUUGGCCGUUGACGACGGUGCUGCGUACAUGGGCGCGCUGCAUGGCCAUCGAAACCAC